AUGGCGUUGCAGCACGCCAGUCCAGCUAGCUCCACACUGACCACUGGCCGUCAUGGCCGGAGCUCCGCAGCCGUCCUCCGUCGGCCACCGACGGACUCUAGCAGCCGUCUGAGGGUGCAGGCGCAGUCGCAGAAGCCCACCGCCGGGUCCCGUGGUGGCGCGGGAGCCGAGACGACCGCGACGUCGUCCUCCUCACUCUCGGAGACGCCGUCCUCAAGGCCGCCUGAGCUUAGUUCUCUGAGGAUAGAACACGCGUGCGCGUUUUGGUUCGUUUCGCACGCAGGGGAUCUCACGCUGAGAGCUUACGAGGAGGACUGCGAGUUCGCCGAUCCGGCGGGCUCCUUCAGAGGCCUGCGGCACCAAUUUUGGGUCUCUGCUCGAGAAAUCGAACAUGAAGCUCACCAAAUGGGAGGACCUGGACCUGGAGGACAAGUCUAUCGGGCACUGGCGUUUCAGGCACGUAGAAAAUUGGAACGUUCCAAAGAUGGCGCUCCUGCGGCAGAUUUUCAGGCCGAGCCGAAGGGUCUGGGAGGGGCCCGGCCGCGCGGUGUUGGGCCUGUUGGCUCACGCGCCCAGAACCUGAGCCUCCCUUUCUGCAUGUGGGCUCUCACAAUACCAUGGUCCACCCGUCACCAAGUCAUGUUGGAAAUUCGCUCGCACGAGCGGCGCAGAGGCACGACGAGGCGCAUAAUUAGCGGACCGUCGAAGGCGUGUCGAUCCAUCCUAUGGUAUUCGUCCCCACUCCAGCCUGUGGCGUCGGCGGCGAUGCUCCGGUCUGCUGCCCGCUCGCUCCGGCUCCGGCUCCGGCUCCGGCAGCCCCUGGAGCAGCAGCGGUGCCUUCUGGCAAGGCAAUUCCUCAGCAGCUCCGUACCCACCGAGACACUAGGCCUCCUAAGGAGUUCUACACAUGUCAGAAGCUACAGCAGUCAACUUUCUGCUUUGAUUCCAGCUACUUCCCAAUGCUCAAAUCUGACAAGAAAACGUUGUUACUUACCUAAUUCCUCUCUGUACCAAGUCUGGAGUAGGUCAUUUGCUUCAGACAACGGAGACAAGUUUGAGGCUGUUGUGCCCUUCAUGGGUGAAUCUGUAACUGAUGGAACUCUUGCUAACUUCUUAAAGAAACCUGGUGACAGAGUCGAGGCCGAUGAACCCAUAGCGCAGAUUGAAACUGAUAAGGUCACUAUAGAUGUUGCAAGUCCUGAGGCUGGUGUUAUUGAAAAGCUCAUUGCUAGUGAAGGUGACACAGUUACUCCCGGCACUAAAGUUGCAAUCAUAUCCAAGUCUGCUCAACCUGCUGAAACACAUGUUGCUCCAUCUGAGGAAGCAACUCCAAAAGAAUCAUCACCGCCUAAAGUUGAAGAGAAACCAAAGGUAGAAGAAAAAGCCCCAAAAGUUGAACCUCCCAAGAUGCAAGCACCAAAGCCAACUGCACCAUCAAAAACGUCCCCUUCAGAACCACAGCUCCCUCCAAAAGAACGAGAGCGGAGGGUGCCGAUGCCAAGGCUCAGAAAGCGUAUUGCAAACCGGCUUAAGGAUUCUCAGAACACCUUUGCAAUGCUGACUACAUUUAAUGAAGUUGACAUGACCAAUUUGAUGAAGCUUCGUUCUGAUUAUAAAGAUGAAUUUGUCACAAAGCAUGGUGUCAAAUUGGGCCUAAUGUCUUGCUUUGUCAAGGCUGCUGUUUCUGCACUUCAAAACCAACCAAUUGUCAAUGCUGUCAUUGAUGGUGAUGACAUCAUAUACAGAGACUAUGUAGACGUCAGUGUUGCUGUUGGCACGUCCAAGGGCCUUGUGGUUCCUGUUAUCCGGGAUGCUGAUACCAUGAACUUUGCUGACAUUGAGAAAGGGAUAAACAACCUUGCAAAGAGGGCAACUGAGGGGGCGCUCUCAAUUGAUGACAUGGCAGGAGGAACAUUUACCAUCUCCAAUGGUGGUGUCUAUGGAAGCCUCAUCAGCACACCUAUCAUCAACCCCCCACAGUCGGCAAUUCUGGGGAUGCAUUCCAUUGUGCAACGCCCUGUGGUUGUGAAUGGUGACAUCCUCGCGAGGCCAAUGAUGUACCUCGCGCUGACAUACGACCACAGGCUGAUCGACGGCAGAGAGGCUGUCUUCUUCCUGCGGCGCAUCAAGGAUGUGGUCGAGGACCCCAGGAGGUUGCUGCUUGACAUAUAA
Messenger RNA from Miscanthus lutarioriparius, 2172 nucleotides. The record is from the annotation of a GenBank genome assembly. Lineage: Eukaryota; Viridiplantae; Streptophyta; Magnoliopsida; Poales; Poaceae.